ACCUUCACUACACCUGCAUUUCUCGGCGAAACUAUCAAUGCUGAAGAUUUGCCAUUGUCCGUGCGUGACUUCUGGUGCACACAACAAAAGGAUUUGCAGCAAAUAUGGAAAAGGAUCCAUACUAUUGUCCCAAGAGUUGAGCAUGAGAAAUUUCUGUGGGCAUGGCAUGUUGUAAAUACUCGAUGUAUUUAUGUGGAAAAUAAACCACAUCCGAGCAUUGAUAAUUCUGCUGGAGGUAGGGAGCAAAACUAA
Messenger RNA from Strongylus vulgaris, 252 nucleotides. The record is from the annotation of a GenBank genome assembly. NCBI's taxonomy places the organism in Eukaryota, Metazoa, Nematoda, Chromadorea, Rhabditida, Strongylidae.